UGUGCGAUUUCAGACACAUACGGAUAUCAACCAGUCUUUUGCAGAUGCAGCCCUUGCAUCUCUGGGAAAAAAGCAACAGCCACCUGAACUGCAAAUCACAACAUCCAAACCACCAGCAUGAGCUCACCGGCGCAAGGGGGCCCUACGGUCCCGAAGGACAAGGAGAGGAGGGGAAUUGGGAAAGUCCUAUCAAGGGUUAAGACUGUGUUCAGGAAAGCAGAUCCAUCUCGUCGGCGGUCCACGCUCGCCCCAACACAGCCCGGCACCUCAACUGCUGCUCCUGCAACGACAAGCAAAGCUGCAGAACCGGCAUCAGCCGCGCCGGCCGGUCCGUCAGCCGUAGAAGCCACCGUCGUUCCAAGGUCCCAGAUCUUUGAAGCGCGUGCGAAGAAGAUCGGCGAACUGUACGGUCUGGAGAUCAAGCCCAGCGAGUGGCACUCGACGGAGGGCAACGCUCUUCGGGUAGAGAAGCCCAUCCGCAUGCGUGUGCACAGGAAGUGUCAUCUCUGCAACACCUCGUUUGGCCUCGGUAAGGAGUGCGCCAAGUGCAAGCAUAAGCGCUGCAAGCAGUGUCCCCGGGUGCCUCCGAAACGAACCGAGGCGGAGAGGGAGGAGAGCCGCAAGAAACGUGCGGCUAUCCUCAAGGAGCGUGCGGAGAACGCGCCUAUCAUUCCCGACUGGGACCCGACGCCCAAGAAGAUUGUCCUAAAGCGGCCGGCCAAGACCGGGGGCCAGGAUCUCAUCUAUAGGAAGCCCCGGCAACGCAUCCGAAGAAUAUGCUGCCAGUGCGAACGACUCUUUGCCGGCUCCAAGACCUGCGAAGGCUGCCAACACACCCGUUGUACCGAUUGUCCCCGCGACCCGGCCAAGAAAGACAAGUAUCCCUACGGGUACCCUGGAGAUGCUCCAGGCGUCAAGAUCGGCCAUUACCACUGCACCAAGUGCAAACAUAUCUUCUCGAUCCCGCCCCUAGACGAGCCAUCUUGUGUCAAAUGUUCUCACGAUAAAUGCGACCGGCUCACCCCGAGGAAGGUUGAACCAGAACCAGACCCCGAAGUCCUGAAGAGCAUACAGGCCAAAUUCGAAGCUAUGAAACUCAAGUGACGAUAGUCGGGUAUUGGCACUCGGGUCUGGAGGGCGUGGAGAGCCCGGUAGGCGGGCGGGAUGUGUCCAGUUCUCUUCUGGCAUUCUUUCCCAUGGAUGCAUUCAUUUAUCCCUUCUCGAAAAGCAUGCACCUCAUUAGCCACGGAAUCUCUUGCGUUUCUUAUCAGCGAGCGUUAGGGGAGAGCUUUUCUGCCUCCAAUCGUCACGUCGACUUCCAUCAUUGCCCGCUCACCAAGGGCCCACGAAUACCCCUUUUUUUUGACCGAAGCCGGCACGAAUAAGAUGGCUCACGAAAAAGAGUUCUUUUACAGUUGAUCCAGCAUCUCUGAUGGGAACCAAGUACCACCAAAAGACAUGCGAACACGACCGGAUUGCAUCUAGACGGCGACACAUUGCAUCACCCUGCUUCAUCACAGCUGCCAG
Messenger RNA from Chaetomium strumarium, 1527 nucleotides. RefSeq lists its product as uncharacterized. The record is from RefSeq and is a predicted model, not a curated record. NCBI's taxonomy places the organism in Eukaryota, Fungi, Ascomycota, Sordariomycetes, Sordariales, Chaetomiaceae. The transcript is spliced from 3 exons. The coding region runs from base 118 to 1104 and encodes 328 amino acids.